GACUGGAAGUUGAAAGGUAUCGACGUGGCUUCUUAUACCGUGGCAGAUCUUGUGCUGGUAUUCAGUACAAAGUGGUCUCUUCGACUUGCCAAUACUAUCGGCCUGGUGAAGCUUGUGACUUUGGUAUUUAUUAGAAUAACUGGCCUGGUGGUUCUUGAAGAUCACAUCUCAGUGAAGGAUCCCUCGGCAAAUUUCCGCAGCGCCUUUGCGGGUACUUCGUCGGCCACCACGUACGGGGUUACCAAUGCUCUCACAAAGGUCGUCUCCUCUUAUAUGGGAUACGAGAAUGCAUUCAAUGUCGUCAAUGAAGUCAAGAACCCGACAAAAACACUACAAUGGAGUGCUCCGUUGUCAUUGGUUACGGCAACCCUUUAUGUUCUUGCUAAUAUUGCAUACUUUUCGUGUGCAAGCAAGCAAGAGAUCCUGGACUCAAAAGUAGUUGCAGCUGGUUUGUUUUUCGAGAAGGUAUUUGGCACUGGAGGUGCCGCCUCAGCAGUGAACUUCUGGAUUUGUCUGAGUGCAUUCGGAAAUCUCCUUGCCGUUCUGAUCGGGCAAUUCCGUAUGCUGAGGGAAUGUGGAAGGCAAGGCGUACUUCCGUUACUACAUUUUGGACCUCGACGAAAACCAUUUGGGACGCCCCUAGGGCCCUAUGUCGUCAAAUGGGCGUUCACAAUUUUGAUGAUCCUCGCUCCCCCUGCUGGGGAUGCAUUCAACUUUAUUGUCGAUAUUGCUAUUUACCCGGUGGCAUUCUUUGGCACUCUUCUCGGGGUUGGAUUAGUGAUUACGCGAUAUCGCCGUGCGCGUCUUGGCGUACCAUCUCCAGACUAUAGAGCCUGGCCCAUCACCAUUGUGUUUUCAAUUUUUUCUUAA
Penicillium alfredii is the source of this 870-nucleotide messenger RNA. RefSeq lists its product as uncharacterized. NCBI's taxonomy places the organism in Eukaryota, Fungi, Ascomycota, Eurotiomycetes, Eurotiales, Aspergillaceae. The record is from RefSeq and is a predicted model, not a curated record. The annotation marks the transcript as partial. Gene Ontology annotation, biological process: amino acid transmembrane transport. The transcript has 6 exons. Gene Ontology annotation, molecular function: L-amino acid transmembrane transporter activity. Gene Ontology annotation, cellular component: membrane.